AUGGUGGUACUUGACGUAAAACUAGUCAGUUAUGAAACUUUCAUGACUAUACCGACUUCAAUGUAUAAAACCGUGGGCGUCAAUCUGAAAAGGCUCCGAGGACGGCAGUCAUUUUGGACCGCUUUGAAUUUCUGGGUUGGUUUCACUAACCUGAAUGCCAUCAUUUUGGCCGAAUUCAUCUUCCUGUACAAAACAUUCGGGCAAUUCUCCAGCUUUCUGGAGGUUACUGCAAUCGCUCCAUGCCUUGGAUUCUGCAUCAUGUCCGACUUCAAGAUUUCAGCAAUCCUGAGUAAUAUAGCCAGCAUCGAGAAUGUUCAGCAAACAUUAAACACCAUCUUUCCUAGGACGGCCACAGCUCAGCAAAGAUGUUUUGCUGGUUAUACGGCUGUCACUUUUACAAUUUCGGCUGAUAUCCUUAUGUGUUGCAUUGUAACACAGUUAGCAAUGAAUUUCGAUAUGAUUUCAAGGGAAGUUAGGAAAUUCGAACCAAGUGGUACUGAAGGCGAUUUGGAAUUCCUUAGGAGAUUGAUUAGGAAACACCAGGUACUUCUGCGAGUAUCCGAGGAGCUAAACAGCAUUUUCAGUCCAUCAAUUCUCUUCAACUUCUUGGCAUCCUCGCUGAUCAUCUGUUUGGUGGGUUUUCAAGCAACUGCUGGCGUAGCCCCAUUGGAUUUCUUCAAAUAUCUCCUGUUUUUGUUGGCAUCAUUAUUACAAAUAUUGUUGAUAUGUUAUUUCGGAAAUAUGCUCAUAGAUUCGAGCAGCGAUAUUGCGAAUGGAGCCUAUGAACAUAAUUGGAUUGUAGCCGAUGAGAAAUAUAAAAAAUUGUUGCUGUUUCUUAUUAUGAGAGGGCAAAGGGCAUCCGCUUUGAAAGUUGUGACAUUCGAUGAUGUAUCCUUGAGGAGUUUUAUGAAGGUGUGCAGUAUUUCCUAUCAAUUUUUCGCUCUUUUACGGACUGUCUACAGCAAAUAA
This is a messenger RNA of Hermetia illucens (black soldier fly), 969 nucleotides long. RefSeq names its product putative odorant receptor 92a. The coding region runs from base 1 to 969 and encodes 322 amino acids. Gene Ontology annotation, molecular function: odorant binding; olfactory receptor activity. The record is from RefSeq and is a predicted model, not a curated record. Lineage: Eukaryota; Metazoa; Arthropoda; Insecta; Diptera; Stratiomyidae. Gene Ontology annotation, cellular component: plasma membrane. Gene Ontology annotation, biological process: detection of chemical stimulus involved in sensory perception of smell; sensory perception of smell. The transcript has 5 exons.